CCCCUUUUUACGUCGGCGUCGUAAAAGUUCUCUCGCCGCAAAGCGUGAGGAAGCGAUCAACCACGUGGAAGCAGCGAGUAGAGAUGGCGACCGAGAAGGAGCACGUGUGCCGGACUCCGGGGCUGAACAAGUGCCAGGUGAGCUUGGCCAUCAAGGCUCUGAUCGAGCAUCAAAACAAAAGGCCGGUGAAAUCGGAGAAGAAACAGCCGCUCUUCGAAGUGGCCAGCAGAGUCCAGCUGAUGGUGACGGUGUGGCGCAUCCCACCCAAGGACUGCGUCAUCAAGAUAGGGCUGCCGCACUCGGUGCGCUGCGACGAUGUGGAAGUGUGCCUGUUCACCAAGGACGAGCCGAAGAUGAGCCCCGAGCAGACGUGCAGCCACUACACCAAGCUGCUGCAGAAGAGCGACAUCAAAUCCGUCACUCGGGUGAUUCCCUACCAGACGCUCAAGAAGGAGUACAAGCCGUACGAGGCGAAGCUGAAGCUCCUCCGCAGCUACGACCUCUUCCUCGCAGACUCCCGCAUCCGCCGCCUGCUGCCCUCGCACCUGGGCCGACACUUCUACGCGGCCAAGAAGGCCCCCCUUUCGGUGAAUUUGCUGCACAAGAAUCUGGACCGAGAGUUGGGCAGGUUCAUCUCGGGAACAGCCCUGCAUGUCUCCAACAAGGGAAACUGCAAUACGGUGUUGGUGGGCAACACGACCAUGGAGUUGAACAAUAUCGUGGAAAACAUCAUGACUGUUGCCUCCACGAUGGCCAAAAAGUGUCCAGGGGGAUGGGGCAACGUGAAGGUCCUGCACGUGAAGACACAGGCAUCUGUGGCCCUCCCGGUGUACACGGCAAGCCUCGACGCCAUUGCCACCGUGCUCAACCGCAAGGACCUCUUCAAGUCUACCGCUGACGAGGAGAAGCCGAACGGGGAAAAGAAGAAGAAGAAGAAGAAAAAGCGCGAGGAGCUCGCGUCUCCCGGUGAUGGUUCACCGGCCAAGAAGGCCAAACUGCAGGCCGAGGGAGAGCUCCCCACGACGGACGCUUCCGAUGACACUGCGGGCGUCAAGGCUUCAACAAAGUCGUCGGCCAAGAAGAAGAAACGAGAUGAGGCCAAGGAGUCUAGCGUUUGCGUAGAGGAGGAGGAGGAGGAGGUUUCAGCUGUGGAGGAAGAUGAGGUGGCGGUGGCGGCGGCAAAGACCCCCGAGAAGACUCCGUCUAAGAAGGCGAAACGCAACCGCAGGAAGACUAAAAAUUGUACUCCUACUCCGGCGGGGCCAGCUGCUCAGGUGAAAGAAGAUGACGCAGAGGUGAAGAUGGACGUGGAAGAAGAAGCGGCCGUUGUCAGCUUCUUGUCGGAGAUUCGGAAGAACACUCCGCUCAAGACUCCCACCAAGAAGAAGACACAGAAGGAAGAGCAGACCCCAUCUUCCGGGCAAGGCGCCAGUGGUGCGAAGAGGGAGAAAGAGGAAAAGAAAGUCCCUGCCAUCGUGGUGGAAGGAUGCGCGUUUCCUGCCGCACCACUCUGUGGCCUUCCUGAGAAGGUUUUGGUGAAGACACCGAAACGAAAAGGCGUCAAGACUCCCCAAAAGUCAACUGCUGACACGAAACAGGAGGCAGAGAAAGAGGACGUUGUGACAGCUUGCGAUGUCCCUGCAUCUCCUGUAAUUAGCGUCUUAUCCGAAACGCCCGGGAAGUCCACCGUGAAGACACCGGCUAAAACGCCAAAACAGAAGAGAGCGAAGACCCCUUCAAAGCCGGCGUCUGAUGACGACGUUAAAAAUGAAGAGAAGAUUCCAGAAUCAAUCGACGCUGAUGCAAUUCCCGUCAUGGCCCCCUUGUCUGAAACGCCGGCGACCAAGCCUGUGAAGACUCCAGCUAAAACGCCCAAACGAAAACAACCAAAUACCCCCUCAAUGCCCACUGGUGCCAAAGGGAGCAAUGGUUUCGAGGAGGAGGUUUCUGCAGCUCGUGCGGACCACGGUGAGUUUCCACUUGUCAUCGAGUUGUCUGACACCGAAGAAGCUACGUCCACAAAGACACCGAAUAAAACGCCGAAACAAAAGAGACCAAAGACCCCUUCCAAGCCGGAUGCUGCGAGAGAUGACGACAAGAAGAAAGUUGUUGAUGCGGACCUUUGUCAAGCUCGAAUUAUAAUCGAGUUGUCCGACACUGAAGAAACGGCAUCGAAGACACGGGCUGAAACGGCAAAAGUCAGCCGUGCCAAGACCCCCGCAAAGCGAUCCGUUGCCGCGCUACCCGCUGCUCUUUCCUCGUCGACGGAAAUUAAGGUGGGAGAGGAGAGCGUGAGCAUGGCGCCCCACACGGGUCAGGCAGUGGAGUCUGGGAACGGCAGGGAGGAGGGCCGGAAUGCUGGGGGUAGCGGCCCCGCACAGGAGGAGGACGAUGUCGUGAUGGAACUCCCGGCUCGCACGCCGCGCCGGAAGGCGGCUCUCGCCGCUAACGAGGCCAUCAUCGUCCUGAACGAGAAGAAACGGGGCGGGGGAAGGAGGACGAGGGCCAGCGACGCGUCGGCAUCCGAGACGGGGAGCGAGUGCGGCAGCGACGUGGGCUCCGGCCUGGAGGAUUGCGUGGCCGUGGGGGAAUGGGCGGCUCGACGCGGGGAGGGUGGCCGGCGCAGGCGAUAGUGCCGAGCGAGCAGCCCUGGAGUUAGGGGGCGUGGAUCCUUGCCACGGCCCGGGUCGGCAAGAGUCAGCCAGCAGUGGUUCAGGAGGCACCAGGUUGUUGUUUUUUAUUAAGUGUACCAAGGCUCAUGUAGAUGACGGCUGUGUUUGAGUUGUUAUCGACUGAUGUAGUAAAAAGUGUCAUUAACCGGUCCCCCUGGCCCUGCUUGGCCCUAAGCCAGAUGCACAUGUGAGGCCAACAUAGCGUGGUUUGGUUCUGGCUCGACGUGGCAAAUAGCCAGUGGAAAACUACCCGUACAGUAAGGGCCCCCCGUGCUGGACUGGCUCGGAUCUGCCAGUGCGAAGUUGUUGGUAUUGGGUGUCUCCGUAAACCAAUUCUCGCACUUGGCUGUAAAUGGUUAGAAACUCGUCAGACAGAAAAGUGAGUGAAGGCUAGAAACACAUCCGAGUAAAAAUUGUACAUGCAAAAAGUAAUUGCUGGACUGCAAAAUGCACAAUCGUGACCAUAGGUUCAUCGAAUCGGUCCUCCCAGCAUGCCUUUCAUGCGAUUUGGCAUCACCAUACCCUUUGUCUAAUGGUUUCGACCACCAAGGUUGUGGCCAUAAACCAUAUAAAAUGGUUACCUUGUCGAAUCUUGGACUAAAACAAGUCCAUGUGAAUUAUACACAUGGAAUCCAUUUGGAACUCUCUUGGUUGUCCAUUACCCCUUGUCAGAAUUCCCUUCAUAAGUGACACAUUUCCUCCACACGCGAGGGAGCACUGCAUAUUUAACCAAAUAAAAAAACAUCCGAAUAUUUUUUUUCCAUGCAGUCAUUGCCGACCACAAUCGGACCAUAAACCCGCUUAACUUCACAACCUACUUUAAUCCCAAGCCUGCUGAACCCUGGAUUCGAAUUUGGCUGUGGAAGCUCAGUGCUUGAACCCCCUGAGCCAUCUGACCAUAUCUUUGUUAUUGUAUCUACUGCUAACAUGUAGUUCAUCUCUAAGUUAAGAUGUAGUGUCUCCCUGCUCAAAUCAACAUUUGGAUAUUGCCUUUCAGGGCCUUGAGCUAUUCGUGGAAAUUCCAUGUUUACAUGGGCAGAGCUACAUUUAUAAUCCCUGCUGUGUUAACCGCAAGUGUUUAAUAUACCAUCUUAAUAUUUGCAGAUGCCAAGCGUUGAAGUUAAGGUUUUGGAUCUGAGUAAUGUUACCCUGAAAAUUCGACACCUUGUUAACCAAAUGUAUUUUAAAGGGGUGAAAAUGCAAUUUCACUUUCAAAUCACGAGGAACGUCAAUAGAUUAUAUCCAGCCUUUAAUGUUAAUGUAUGGUGGUUCCAGAAACUUGGUCUUACAAUUAAAAAACAAGAAGGGGAAAAAAACCCUGCAAUUUUCGGUGAAGGUAAAUUAAAACGCGGUGGUGUAGUUUAAUUCAGAUCCUUUAAAUUGAGAAAAAAAUAAAGGAACAAUGACUUCAGGCUGGAAACAGAUUUAGCAAGCAAGUGUGCAGUUUUGCAUGUACCAACCCUCGGCCUUAUCCACACCACUAGCUCAAAGGCAAUGAAUGUGUUGCCAUUUUGUUCAUACUACCAACUCAAGGAGUUGAGAAAAUGUGGCAAUCCCUACAAGCAGCAGUGAAACAGGCAACUAGACGAGUUUAAUCCUCAGGACUCCUCAGGAGUCAUUGGUGUUCGCUGAUGCCACUAGUUGAGCCGUGCACAACUGAACAGCCCUUCAGAGCCCCGAGGAUCACAUUGACCUGCCCUUAACCAUCCAGCAUGCAUCUUUUUUUCAGUCGUGCGAAACUCAAUUUGUGCAGUAAAACAUCUGCAUAUUCGCAUUCAUUCAAUUCAAAUGCAACGUGUAAUUAGUCUUUUUUUUAAAGUGUAAAAUGCCCCGUACGUGUGUCGCUUGUCGGGAGUGCUAGUUGCAUGCCAGCUAUCUAACGCUUUAGAAGUGAUGAGGUUUGUGUAGCACGCAGAGAUCCCUGGCGGGACUACGAGUUUCCAUAAAGCCGUACAGCAAGUAGGCUAGAGGCCUACCAACCUGUACAUUUUCUUAAGCGUUUUAUUCUUGAGUACGUGGGUUUAUUUCUGAGCGUUUCGAUUUCCGCCCACUGCAUAUGCAUCGAUACCUUGAGGAAAACAGCAAAACAGGACACUCGAGACCCAUUAAGGUGUCCUUGAGGAUAUUACUGUUUUCAGAAAAAGAUCAUAGUUUUGUAUUGCUUAUGUAAACUUUUGAUUUGUAAAUCAUUACGAACAAGAACUAAUAAAACUCACAUUGGUAUUA
Messenger RNA from Petromyzon marinus (sea lamprey), 4898 nucleotides. It is a transcript of the gene RSL1D1, whose product is annotated as ribosomal L1 domain containing 1. The record is from RefSeq and is a predicted model, not a curated record. Lineage: Eukaryota; Metazoa; Chordata; Hyperoartia; Petromyzontiformes; Petromyzontidae.